Frieseomelitta varia is the source of this 1337-nucleotide messenger RNA. RefSeq names its product probable uridine nucleosidase 2. The record is from RefSeq and is a predicted model, not a curated record. The coding region runs from base 24 to 1067 and encodes 347 amino acids. The transcript is spliced from 6 exons. Lineage: Eukaryota; Metazoa; Arthropoda; Insecta; Hymenoptera; Apidae. Gene Ontology annotation, molecular function: hydrolase activity, hydrolyzing N-glycosyl compounds.
UUCUUUGCUUAGAAAAAAAAAGGAUGAAAAAACGCGUGUUCUGUUGCAAUCUUUUUGUUGCAAUCUCAUUUUGUUUGAUGUUGUAUGGUAUCAGUUUAAUUAUAAGGUACGAAGUAGAUGCAAACAAUGCUAGGCCUGCUAAUGCUUUGAAAAAAAAAAUUAUAAUAGACACGGAUGCUGGAGCAGAUGAUGCAGUAGCUAUAUUUUUAAUUCUUAAAUCUGAAAACGAUAUUUUAGCAAUUACUUGUUCUUAUGGAAACACAUAUGUGAAAAAUGCAGUCACUAAUGUACUUAAAAUUUUAACUGUUGCUAACAGAAGUGAUAUAUCUGUCUACAAAGGAGCAGAGAAAGCAUUAAUAAAUGAAUAUAAUGAAUACACGGAGGAUAAUUAUUUUGGUUGCGAUGGUCUAGGAGACUUCAAUUUUACAGAAGAGAUUAUUGCUGAAGUAGACAAAACUAAACAUGCAGCUGUAGCUCUUGUAGAUUUAGUGAAACAAUAUCCACAUCAAAUAACUUUAUUAAGCAUUGGCCCAUCAACAAACGUUGCUACAGCAAUUGCAUUGGAACCUUCAUUUUUGAAAUAUUUAAAGAAUCACAUUAUACUAGGUUCUAGCGUUUCUGGAAUUGGUAAUAUUUCACCUAAUGUUGAAUUCAAUUUCUACCAAGAUCCAGAAGCUAAUUAUAUGAUACUGCAUAAGAAUACUACAAACAUUUUAUUCCCAUGGGAAACGGCAAUCAACAGCCACAUAUCCCUGGAUUGGCGUAAAAAUAUACUGGGGAGGAUAAAUUCUUCUAUCGUGAAUUUUUUAAACAAAGCCGAGCGAAAGAGUUUAACAAAGUCUGAUUCAUGGAGUGUCUCAGAUGCAAUGGCUGCUGCAGUGAUGCUACAGCCACAACUUGUAACAAAAUCGAUAAUAACAAAUGUGAGUCCUGUAAUGGAUGGAUUUGCAAGAGGUUCGGUACUUGUGGACUAUGCUAAUUUAACCAACAGGUCAAAAAACACAGAAAUUAUACAAUCAAUUGAUACGGUUGCUUUUCAACAACUAGUAUUGGAAAAAUUAUCUUGAGCGAACAUACAUAUUUUACAUAUAAAUGUAAAAAAAGAAGGAAACGUAUGAGAAAUACUUACAUUGAAAAAAUUAGUACUUUUCCUAUCAGCAAAUAGACCUUGAAAAUUUUCACCUCGAUAAAAUUGACAAUUAUAGCUAUCCAACAAAAUAUUCCUGCAUUUUAUUAUGUCCUUAGCAGUCUUAUUGUUGAAGAAGAAAUGCGACAAUCUGUAAAAUGAUUUGUAAUGUUCUGGAAAUCUUAAAAUACAUUGUUCUAGACCAGCUAAA